This is a messenger RNA of Manihot esculenta (cassava), 1011 nucleotides long. RefSeq names its product plant cysteine oxidase 1. Gene Ontology annotation, molecular function: oxidoreductase activity, acting on single donors with incorporation of molecular oxygen, incorporation of two atoms of oxygen. The coding region runs from base 168 to 872 and encodes 234 amino acids. The transcript is spliced from 5 exons. Lineage: Eukaryota; Viridiplantae; Streptophyta; Magnoliopsida; Malpighiales; Euphorbiaceae. The record is from RefSeq and is a predicted model, not a curated record.
CCCACUGUAAGAUUAAAAAAGUCAAGAAUGAGCCCCCAGGUUCAGUUGAAGUGACUUCCAUUACCCACUUAUCAAAAUUGCGUCUCCUUUCUAUCUAUAUUCGUAAUCAUCUUAUUUAUAGUGGGAUUCACUGUAAAAAGACGACAGAUUCUAUUUUACAGCCAAAAAUGAACCUGAACAGGGAAGGCACCAAAGUGCAAAGAUUGUACGAUGCCUGUAACCAUGUAUUUGCACAAAAAGGGUUACCAAAUUUUCUACAACUUCAGUCUCUCAAAAAUCUCUUAGAUACAUUUGAAGCUGUUGAUGUGGGUAUUGAUGAAUUCAGCUUGCCUGGAUCUCCAUCUUCAAGCCCAGAAGGGAUCAAGGAAUUGAUUUGUGGGCAAGGAGUAGCUGAAAUCACUUACAUUCACAUCCAUGAAUGUGACAAUUUCUCUAUAGGGAUAUUCUGCUUUCCGGCUGGAGCAAAUUUUCCCCUGCAUGAUCAUCCCAGAAUGACAGUACUUAGCAAGGUCCUGUAUGGAUCUGUGCAUGUCAAGGCCUAUGACUGGGUGAAGGUGGAAAACUCCAGCAGCCGGACAAUUGGACUAGCAAGAAGCGUCGUAAAUGGAAUUCAAAGUGCACCCUGUGAACCAUCCAUCUUAUUUCCAAAAAGUGGAGGAAACAUUCAUUCUUUCACAGCGUUGACGCCGUGUGCUAUCUUGGAUGUGUUGUCCCCUCCUUACUCUGAAGACCAUGGGAGAUCCUCCACUUAUUUCUCGGAAUUCCCCAUCCAUGGUCUUCCCGGUUAUUGCGUGCUAGAAGAGAGAGAUCUUCCGGGUGACUUUGCUGUAGUAGGAGCAUCGUAUCUUGGGCCAGACUUGAUCUUUCCUUGAGAAUAAAAAACUCAGAGCAUCUAUAGCUAGUAUAUAUGUAUUGUACAUCUUGUCUGACAUUUUUGCUUGUUUUAUGUCAAAAACUGAUGAAAGAUUUCUAGUUUGAUUAGUUGGGUUAAAUUCGGAUCCAUUUCACCUU